Molecule: messenger RNA, 4434 nt
Organism: Emys orbicularis (European pond turtle)
Lineage: Eukaryota; Metazoa; Chordata; Testudines; Emydidae
Gene: UBN2
Product: ubinuclein 2
Exons: 17
Coding region: 1-3993 (1330 amino acids)
Biological process (GO): chromatin organization
Cellular component (GO): nucleus
Source: RefSeq, a predicted model, not a curated record
AUGGCGGAGCCGCGCCGGGUGCCGUUCAUUAGUCUGGCACCCGUGAGGCGACGCGAGGGCGAGAGCCCGUCCCUGGAGCGCGAGCCCGGGGGCCGCGAGCCGGAGCCGGAGCAGCCGCUAUUGCUAGGGCGCGAGGUGGUGCCGCCGCCCGACCAACAGCAUGAGCUUUCCCGGCCGGAGCCACAGGCUCAGCUGCCGCGCGAGACCAGCCCCCGGCCGGAACCGCCGCGUGAGACCAGCCGGCCUGAGCAGCAGCGCGAGCCCCCCCGGCCGGAGCCGCCGCCGGCGCAACAGCAACAGCGCGAGAGCAGCCGGCAGGAGCCGCCGCCGCCGCAGGAGGCACCACCGCCACGCCAGACGGUCCGCCUGGAGGUGGUGCUGAAGGACCCAACCGAGGAGAGCUGCGUGGAGUUCAGCUACCCCGAGCUGCUGCUGUGCGGGGAGCCGCGGAAGAAACCUACCCACUCAGAAGAUCCAUUUAAUGAUGAACAACGUGAGCGGUAUGAGGUGGAAACGCUGGCCAAGAAAUUUGAGGCAAAAUAUGGUGGGAAGUGUCAUAAGCAUCGAAAGGAUCGCUUGCAGGAUCUGAUCGAUAUAGGUUAUGGCUACGAUGAAACAGACCCUUUCAUCGAUAACUCUGAAGCUUAUGAUGAAUUGGUUCCUGCAUCUCUGACAACCAAAUAUGGGGGAUUUUACAUCAACACGGGAACACUGCAAUUCCGCCAGGCAUCUGAUUCAGAGGAUGAAGACUUUGCAGAGGACAAAAAGCACAGGCCACCUAAAGUAUCCAAACUGAAAGAAGGAGAGGACCGUGGGAUUAAGAAGCGGAAGCGGAAAGAGGAGGGCACAGAGAAGGAGAAAAAGCCUCGGAAAAUGAAAGUUCCUAAGCAGCUGGGAGUAAUGGCUUUAAAUUCACACAAAUCUGAAAAGAAGAAGAAGAAGUUAUACAAGGACUCGCUUUCUUUGGCAGCCAUGAUCCGGAAGUUCCAAAAGGAGAAGGAAGCCCUGAGGAAGAAAGAAUCCAAUCCAGAACCCCCAGUGACUAUUGCCACCUCCACCCCUAGUAAAGCCCCUUCCUCCUCUGCUACCACAGGAAAUGAUGUCUCAGACUUGAACCUCAGGGUUACCGAUCCUGUCCUCUCCAUUUUUGGUAGCACAAAUGAGCAUGAGCUCCUGCAGGAAACCGAAAGUGCCCUGGAGAUUCUGGGAGAGAUUGACUUUGACAAGCUGCUUGAUGGCACCUCUAAUGGCAGCCCAGUGUCUGAGCCAUCAGGAGAGAAUGGAAGUGCCACUCAGCCAACCAACACCUCUCAGGUCAUGACACCAAAGCAGGUGCCUGCCCUCCCAGAAGGCCUGCCUGUCCUUCUUGAAAAGCGCAUUGGAGACCUACGAAUAGCUGCCAAGCUGUUCGAUGAAGAAGGCAGGAAGAAAUUCUUCACACAGGAUAUGAACAAUAUUCUGCUGGAUAUUGAGCUGCAGUUACAGGAGAUGAGUCCUAUCGUCCGUCACAACGUGUACUCCCAUCUUGAGGCUUUUGUGCCAUGCAAUAAGGACACACUGAUAAAGCGUCUGAAGAAAUUACACCUCAAUGUCCAGGAUGACCGUUUGAGGGAACCGCUGCAAAAGCUGAGACUGGCUGUCAGCAAUGUCAUGCCUGAACAAUUAUUCAAGUAUCAGGAAGACUGUCAGGCUCGCAAUCAAGCCAAGAAUGCAAAAUUGCAAGCAGAAGAUGAACGAGAGAAAAAUGGGUCAGAGGAAGAUGAUGAUGAGAAGCCAGGAAAGAGGAUUGUUGGGCCAAGAAAGAAAUUCCACUGGGAUGAUACAGUGAGGGCUUUGUUGUGUAACCUUGUCAAGAUCAAGCUGGGAUGCUAUGAGCUAGAGCCAAAUAGAAGUCAGUCUCCUGAGGAUUACCUCAAGACCUUUAUGGAGACAGAGGUGAAACCACUUUGGCCUAAAGGCUGGAUGCAGGCUAGGAUGCUCUUUAAAGAAAGCCGAAGUGUUCACAAUCAUCUCACUUCUGCUCCGGCAAAGAAGAAGGUGAUUCUGGCACCUAAACCCAAAGUGAAGGAUUCCAGUCCAAAGAAAGAGCAGAAAGCCUGUACAUCUUUGGUGACUUCAGCUUGUGUUACUAAUUCCAGCGCACCUAUCAGUACGGUAGCUAGCUCUAUCUGUACAUCAGCUCCAGAGACUAUCUGUUUGGAUGACUCACUGGAUGAAGACCUCUCUUUCCACCCACCCUCUUUGGAUUCUAUAUCUGAUGCUUUGGCAGUUAUCAACAAUGGAGCCAAGAUCUCGCCCGUGGGGUCCACCAUAGACACACCAACCUCAAGACCUCGUCCUGGGCUGAGAGAAGAGAAGCUAGCAAGCAUCAUGAGUAAGUUGCCUCUAGCAACUUCAAAGAAGGUAGAGCCAACUCAGAGUCCACAUUCAUCAAGUCUUAUCGCUGGUCACACAGGACCAGUACCAAAGAAACCCCAGGACUUAGUUCACACGGGCAUCUCUUCAGGCCUUAUUGCUGGCUCUUCAAUUCAAAACCCCAAGGUUUCCUUGGAACCCUUGCCAGCCAAGCUACUUCAGCAAGGACUACAGAGGUCAAGCCAGAUCCAAGCUGCUUCCUCUUCGCAGACCCAUAUUUCUUCUUCCUCCAAGGCCCAAGCAGCUACUUCCUCCUCCUCCUCCUCUCAGAGGUGCAAGGAUGCUGCUAUCCUGGUAUCCUCUUCAGAGGGCCAAGGUGGUUCUUCCUCAACAUUACAAGUGACAAAGGUGCACCAGCAUUCGGCUGUCCAACAGAAAUACGUGUCUCCUCUACAAGCAACUAUUAGUAAGUCACAGACCAAUCCAGUGGUGAAACUGAGUAGCAAUCCCAAGCUCUCCUGUUCAUCCCCAGUCAUCAAGAGUCCAGAUAAGCCAGUAAUGUACCGCCUUCCUUUGUCUAACCCCUCAUCUGGAAGUGGUUCUCAAGUAUCCCACCCUCUAGUUUCUCGGACAACAUCCAGCACCUCUACCUCUAGUAACUGUUUUGCCAAGGCUAUGGUGUCGCAGGGUUCUUCCCAUGGUUUCAAGCCUCCCUUCUCCAUAGCUGCCUCUCCUAAACCUGCUGCCUCUCCCAAGCCCACUUCAUCCAAACCUUCUGUCACACCCAAGCCCACAGCAUCACCUAAAUUUCCAUCUAAAUCAACCUCAUCCUCCAGGCCCACAACAUCACCCACUUCUUCCAGUUCAAGUGCACUAGUACCCCAGAGUAGUCACUCCAGUAGCAGCCCCCUUCAUAAACAGCCCAGUGGAGUAAAUAUCAGCAGGCAGUCUCCCACAAUGAAUUUGCUGCCAUCUAGUCGCACCACAGGCCUUCAGCCUGCAAAGAACCCUCAGGCCUCUUCAAAGUUGCCCAACUCUUCUCCCUCUGGGACUAUUGGCAAAAAUAACUUGAGUGGAGUCGCAAUGAAUGUACCUGCCAGCAGAGGCAGUAACCCUAAUUCAAGCGGAGCAAGUAGGACUAGUCUCUCUGGGGGAGCAGGAAGUGGAACACAGGGUGCUACUAAACAGUUGUCGACGCCACACAGACCAUCUUCUGCCUCAGGGUCUCCAGUUGUAGCAGCCAGCGUGCAGUCAACAGCAGGAGCAUCGUUACUGGCAAAUGCCUCACCUCUGACUCUUAUGACAUCACCCCUGUCUGUAACCAAUCAGAAUGUGACGUCUGCACCAUUGACCCCUUUUGGGAUGCUGGGUGGCCUUGUUCCUGUGACUGUACCCUUCCAAUUUCCCUUGGAGCUGCUUGGCUUUGGGACGGACACAGCUGGAGUAACAACCACCUCGGGAUCUACCUCAGCGGCUUUCCACCACAGCCUAGCUCAAAAUUUACUGAAGGGUUUGCAGCCAGGUGCCCAGCAUGCAGCGACGCUGUCUCAUUCACCUCUGCCUGCUCACUUGCAGCAAGCUUACACAGAUGGAGGCCAAAGUAAAGGGGACACUAAGUUACAGCGGAAAACCCAGUGACUUCUGGAUGAGCACGGGAGCAUGAAGCGGUUCUGAUUGGCUGAUGGAAUCUGCCCGGUUGGGAAAGUGCUUACAUGGUCACAGGGCUGCUGUUUCUGUCAAUGUUUACAUACUCUGAUCCCAAGCACUGUGGUGAGAGGAAAGAAGAAAAAGAAAAUACUUGAUCAAAUAGAGGAGGAAAAGGAGGAAAGGCUUUCAUGCAGAUUGAUCAGAGUUUGAGCUUACCUAAAGAAACUCAGCCUUUUAAAAUCUAUUCUGACUGGCAAGUUUCAGUUGUCAAACCCACGGUGGCACAAUGUUUACUUUCUGGGUAAUGCCUAAUGAUAAGGAGGAAGCAUGAAGAGAGAUGGAGUAAAUUUCUCCAUCUAUCCUGGGAGGUAGGAAGCUAUCCACUUUAACAAUUUGAAGGUCCCUGCAAAAGAAUAUAAAUGGGCCCUGAGU